CCCAGGAAACAUUUGACAUGCGCUCAGAGGGGCGGUUCAGCUAAGUUUCUUCCUCAUCUGACGGUCCGUCGCAGCGAGGAGCCUUUCUUUCUCCGCUUUGAAAACCUUUCACCUGAUUAACGUGUUUUAUAAACACUUUAACCUCAGUUUCUUCCCUUACAUUUAUACUUUAUAACUUUUUGCCGUAUGGGACGGAACGUUUUUUCUCCAGUCUACUAUGGAUGAGGUGAUAGAGGAGGGGGGUCCUACCUCUAAGACCACUCUGUGUGGGGAACAUGGCCGCCGGAGCAAAGCUAAGAGCCCAGAGCAGCAGCAGAGAGCAGACUCCCCUGGACCCAGCUGUGUCUCCAUGAAGAGUGGCUGGUCUAUGGAUCAUCCUGGCCAGUUUAAAGAUGGAAAUCAGUCAAUUGAGAAGAGAGGAGUCCAGCAGGAGAGAGCAGACUCCCCUGGACCCAGCUGUGUCUCCAUGAAGAGUGACCGCUCUAUGAGACCUCCUGCUAACUUUAAAGAUGGAAUUCAGUCUAUUGAGAAAAGAGUCCAGCAGCAGAGAGCAGACUCCCCUGGACCCAGCUGUGUCUCCAUGAAGAGUGACAGCUCUAUGGAACAUCAUGUUACCUUUAAAGAUGGAAAUCAGUCCAUCGAGAAGAGGUGAGGAUUCAUCAUAUAUUAUAAAGGUACAGCUUCUAUUAAACAUCCUUAAAUCCUGGUUCUUGUUUUCUAGAAGAGUCCAGCAGCAGAGAGCAGACUCCCCUGGUCCCAGCUGUGUCUCUAUGAAGAGUGGCUGGUCUAUGGAUCCUCCUGCUACGUUUAAAGAUGGAAAUCAGUCUAUUGAGAAGAGGAAGUUCCUGCUCAACCAGCUCCGGAUCUCUUCCAGGCACGUGAUGAGGGAAGUGGGGGGGAUGGCAGCGGUGGGUUUGGUGGAGAUGUAGACCUGUGUGUCGUCAGCGUAGCAGUGAAAAUUGACCCCAUGGUGACGGAGGAGUGUGCCCAGCGGGAGGAGGUAAAUGGUGAAGAGGAGUGGACCCAAGACUGACCCCUGGGGGACAGCCAGUGAGACACCUGAUCACCCAGACUUGUGGUUUCUUAGUUGAACAAAUUGUUGACGGCCGGUGAGGUAGGAUGUAAACCAGGAGAGUGCAGCACCAGUGAUCCCAAUACCAGCUAGGCGGUCCAGGAGCAGAGGGUGGGAGAUGGUGUCGAAUGCUGCGCUGAGAAAAAAAAAGGCAAAAUUCGAAUGCUGCGCUGAAUUGUGAAUAAGAAUUAAAAAUAAACUAAUAGCCUAAUGUUACUGCACGCUUUUGAAGUGCCAUCCGCAACAUUCGUCAUAUGAUGUCCCUGGUAGGGAAGUUAUUUAUUCCAUAUUUUAUUUUAACAACAGGCUUAGCGAGUGCAUUGCAAAUACAUGAAAAGUACAAAUACAAGUCAUCAAUCAAGCAGACCUUCGAUUUGGAACUUGGCCCGACGAUGAGUGCAAAUAUCUCAAUAACGACACUUUUGAAAUCAGAUAUUUAUCAAUAACAGCUGUUUAAAUCAGGUAUGAAAUCAGGUAUGCAAUUUGAAUACCUGCUGAAUGGGGCGGGAUGGGGCAAUAUUUCCUGGCUGCAUUCACUUGCAGUCGGUCAUUUGAAACUGGCUUUCGUAAAUGUCUUGUAAAAGCAAGAAAAAUAAAUAAAUGAAUUUGCCGCUGCCAACUGGGGUGGCAGCUGGAUAUUUUCGGGGAUAACUCUCAUGUAGGCAGCUGCGCAGUAUGCACUUUCACUCGCAUCACUGACCUGAAUCCACCUGUUAAAAAAGAGGUUCACGUUUUCAGUGAUGCGAGUGAAAGUGCAUACUGCGCAGCUGCCUACAUGAGAGUUAUCCCCGAAAAUGGUGAGUGCACAGUGACUCUUAUAACAGCAAAAACAAGAGUAGCGCCACUUAAAAAAGUAACUUUACCGAGACUAGAACUCCUCGGUGCUCUCAUCGGAGCUAGACUCAGUCACUAUGUAAUACGCACCUUGAAAUGGAAAAUAAUCAAGUGAAACUGUGGAGUGAUUCUAUGAUAACUUUGCACUGGAUAAAAAGUUCAGCAAAACAGUGGAAACCCUUUGUGGAAGUCCGAGAGAUCCAGAUUCUCACAGAACCUGAGCAGUGGAGCUUUUGUAAAGGGAAAGAAAAUCCUGCCGAAAGCGCCACAAGGGGCAUAAGUGUGAACCAGUUGCUAGACAACACUCUGUGGUGGACGGGCCCAGAGUGGCUUAAGCAAAGCGAUGUAAAUUACCGUGACAAUGAUAUUGAACCAAACGAAAAUGAUGACGCUGUAAAAGAAAAUAUGGCAGUUGUGGAAAUUACCAGUUUGUUAAAUUCCAAAGGUUCAAAGGAAAUGGAAAUACUCGAAAUAAAGAACCACAGUGACCUCAGCCGAAUGCUGCGGAUUACUGCCUGGGUCCGACGAUUCAUAAACAACGCCAGAGAAAAGGCAAAAAGCACCGGAACAUUAACAGCUGGAGAAAUCGCUGAAGCAGAGCUUUAUUGGAUCCGAUUAACACAGAAUCGAAGUUUCUACGAAGAAAUCAAUCAACUGAAAAGAGGUAAAGAAGUUAACUUUCAGUCCAAAAUUAAGUCUCUAAGUCCCUUUCUGGAUGACAGUGGAGUACUAAGAGUGUUGCAUUCUGGUCUCCAAGACACGCUAAACCAAGCGAGAGAAAGAUUCUGGAUAAUGAAAGGAAGACAACUAACGAAAAGAGUUGUACACGCUUGUCUUAUCUGUCGUAAAUAUAAAGCCAAACCAGCCCAGCAGAUUUCAGCGCCUUUACCUGCGCAGCGCAUUGAAGAAGCGCCUCCGUUUGAGAUCACGGGAGUGGAUUUUGCUGGACCUAUGUACAGUAAGAAUCAAGGAAAAUGUUAUAUUGCUCUUUUCACCUGUGCAGUCACCAGAGCCAUUCAUUUAGAGUUGGUGACUGAUUUGACUACGGAAAAGUUCCUGCUGGCGUUCAGACGUUUUGUGUCACGCAGAGGACUAUGUACCACAAUAUAUUCAGACAAUGCUAAAACGUUUAAACGAGCCAACAAGGAGUUGACAGCAUUGUGGGAUUCCCUGUCAUCUAAAGAACUACAGGAAUUCUUUGCUGAAAAACGAAUAAUCUGGAAGUUUAUAGCAGAAAGAGCUGCUUGGUGGGGUGGAAUGUGGGAGAGAAUGGUGAGGUCGGUGAAGACGUGCCUACGUAAAGUUCUGGGAAAAUCAUGUCUGAAAUAUGAAGAAAUCGAAACCAUUCUGAUAGAAGUGGAAGCAGUUGUUAAUUCCCGUCCCAUCACUUUCACCCACACCAGCAGCGAAGAGCCUGUCCCUCUAACGCCAACCCAUUUUCUAAUUGGUCAGCGUCUAACAGCGCUCCCAUCCGCUGGCAACGUAACCGCAGCGGCCCCCAACACAGACCAACGUCAGUUAAACAAAAGGUGGAAAUACAGACAGCGCCUAAUCAAUACAUAUUGGACCCGCUGGAAGAAGGAAUAUCUCCUGGAGCUACGAUCUGCACAUUGUGUCGUGGAUUAACUGAGAUAUAUAACACUUAGACUAAUUCAAGAGAGAGAGAGAGAGUAAAAUGAAAACGAGGGGUCCGGAGCAAGAAUUGACAAAAGACUUUAUCGUGCAGUAAAACAACAACGAUAACAGCCGAGUAGGUCUCGAGAGUCACUGCCGUUCACAAACUGCGGCGUCUUUUUAUACACACAAACAGAACAGCUUCUCCUUGAGGUGUCUGCCUCCAUUCAGUCAUAAAUCCACUUUAACCUGAAUGGUCAGAAAAUAGACAACAAAUGGUCUGCAAAGAUAGCCCUGCUCCUUUUGGGGGGGGCUCCAUCUGUUCUAAACCCAGACACCUAGGCACCGUGUGUUUUCCACUAAUAUAUAUAAAAGACCUCAUAAUAAUCACAGUUCACCAUUAAUUUCUACCACACAUCCCCCCUUGUUGGGGCCAAUAAGGUUCCAACAAAUUACUUGAAUUAUUGCUAAGCCUAUAUGCUACUAAGCCCUUGCCAAAUUGACACCACAUCUGGUCAUCGGUAAAAACCUCAGAGCUUUGACAGGGAUUUCAACCUGUUUUUAGGCCAAAAAGAUUUACCAAAUGCAGUGUAUUAUUAACACUCUAAUCCCUACAAGUUGUUUCAUAUGUAAUCAUAAAACCUUUCUAAUCAUAAUAACACAAUAUUCUAUAUUCAUCAUGCAACUAUAUCAAAUGUGUAUCUAGAAUACCUACAUAAUAAUCAUAAACGGCAUAAUAAUCAAUAAUCAUUCAGCAUGCAUUGAAAAUUGGCAUUUCAAAAAUAUGUGACACCAUAUUAUACAUAAAAAAUUGACAUAACAUACAUUCAAUAAUGUGAAACAUAAUAAAAAUUAAAAACUACGAUUGUCAACAAGCUUGCAUGGAUUUGAAUAGCUCUGAUUAUCGUCAUAUACCGGUAUACUAUAUAACGUGGGGGGUUUGGGCAUCGUGGUUGUUGCUUCUGUUUGCAGCCACCAGCCCUGAAACCCAUUAGUCCAAUGUCCAUUUGUUCACACUGUCUGAAAUGGUUGUGGUUCACAUGAGGGGUCUGAUUCUCACAUUCCGGUCUCCUCUCUAGUUUCACUCCAAUCUAUCUCCCCAUAGAGCAUCCUCUCCCAGUCACCCGACUCCUCUAUGCCAGACACCAUUUCAUUGAAUUAAAUUGGAUAUGUAAUUCACACUGAUCUUUCCUAUGCACAUGUUCAUGAUUCUGGCGGAAGGUUAAUGCACAUAACGGUUGGUUAUCCGACAUAACAGUAAACACAAAUUCAUUAACUUGGUCUCGCGGUGGUAUCUGAGUAUAUAAGACAGUUUUCCCUUUGUUGUCAAUUAGUCCUGAAUGAUUUUGGGCCGGAUUAUCCUGUGUUCCUCUCUGGCUUUCUUCAGUAGGCCUACCACCCCCUAAUUCCUGGCCCUUCCAGGUUUGUGUUGUCCCCGUGGUUUCAUCCUACCUCGGGGUCUGUGCUUGUGCCAGCGAAAUCUGGCACAACCCGUAAAGGAUCAGAAACAGGCUCCCCGUUUUCAGCAUCAUCAUGCUGCUGUAUCUCUUGGCUCGACUGGAUCUGGUCCUGGGGCAGCUGGUCAGCCCCACGUGUGUCUGCGUCUGGCUCCUCCUUCUCACGGUCGUCUCUGGCUUUGGGUUGAGCAGCUUUUGUGCAGUGGUUGAGAUGAUACCACGUGGCACUUCCUUCCACUUGGAUGGAUGUUGGUGUUGCGCUGGUGACUUUGUAUGGUCCUUCUCUCCUGGGCUAGUUCCACUUUCUCCUGAACAUCCUGAGAUACACUUGGUCACCUGGCUCCACCCCCCUUGGUGGCUCCUUCUCCAACUCUGGAACUCUGUCUUUCUCUUGUUGAAAAAUAAGCCUGUGUAUGCCAGUUAGUUGUCCCAAAUAGCGUCUUAAUUCAGUUUCCAAUUGUUCUAAUGGAGGUCCUUUAUGAGGCCCUCGAAUGACAGGUGAAGGCAUGGGUCGACCCGUAAACAUUUCAUGCGGGGUUAGAUGCGUCGUUCUGUUAGUUUUCAUGCGAUAACUCAUUAGUGUCAGUCGUAGUGCAUUAGUCUUUUAAUUUAGUACUCUAAUUUAAUUUUGUUAAUCUUUGUCUUAAGUGUCCGAUUCCUCUCUGCACCAUACCUUGUGGUUUGAGGAAUGUAGACACAGCCUAAUCUUUGUUUGACAUGCAGAUGUUAAAUCACUUGUUUGAGUGUUUUCUGAAUAAACGCAGCUCUAUUGCCUGAGCUAAUUUGUGACGGAAUUCCAAACCUUGGCAUGACUUCUCUAGUCAGAACCUUGAUUACCGUAGCCGCACUUUGGUCUUCUGAUGGGACUGCUUCUACCCAUCUGUUGAACACUGUUUUUUCAAAUAUUUCACACUCAUUUAGCUGGAUGUUAAUCAUUAUUUGCAAGUAUGGUGAAGAAAAACCUUGUUUUCAAAUUUUUUCCUAAUUCUCCUCAAUACCUCCCCCCUUGCGCAAUGGUCAAAACCAUACGCAUUAAAUGAUAAGCAAAUCUAAUAACGCCGUUGGUGCACCCAACGUCGAAAGUCUAACCAUAAGCAUCAGUAAACUCAAACCAAUCUUUUGGGAAGGGAAAUCGAAACCAGUAUGUCCAAAUCCUAAGCCCAAUAUGGGUGGGUUUACCAUCAGCCGCCCGAAACCACGCUGUUCCAAAGUCAUGCACUAAGCCGAAAAAACGUACAUGCGUUAGUGGCCUUCUAUGCCACAAAGGUAAAAUAAAAUGAAAUAAAACGCGACAUGCCCCGUUUCAAGACGACCUCUGCUGCCAGAGCUGACAUAUCUGACUCCUGUUCCCCCUCCACCUUUCAUCAGCCGGCUUUUCCUAUGAUGGUUGCAGUCCGUCACUUCAUGAUCAGGUGAGCCAGUGCUCACAGUGACUCUGCCAAGUAAUCGUGACUGUGCCUGUAUUAGGUUGUCCCGGGCUUCAAGGUGGGAUCUUACCCGUCAUUGGCUAACCAGCCUUCCAUACUGGCUUAUUGCAGGAUGCCGUACCUGGGAUACGAUCAAUCCCCACCUAUAUGGUGGUAUAGAUCGCAAAGUGGAGGGAUGGAGACAGAGUCUUCAGCCGCAUCUGCCUUAUGCAGCCAUAUGUGUGCGUCAUGAAUGCACAUCAGGGCGACUAUAAAACAAAAGAUAAUUUAUCAGAGUUAAAAUUAUUAAAGUGUUGCAGCAGUAUUAGUGGCAUUUGAAGGUAAACCCACUACUUCCGAAUCCAAUUUGACAACAUAGCAUGUAUGUCUCCUUCCCAGCAGAUAUAGCGUCAAUCCACCUAUUGUCCUUAACUAGGGAGAUGUGAAAGAAAACAAAAAUCACAAUAUUAAAACUUGCAUCUUCAAUAUUGGGCAACUCAUUUUUGUCUUAACCAUUACUCAAAAUCACAAUUCUCUUCAUAAUACUACCCGAUUGCCCUUCACUAUCUAUUUGAAUUGGACGACCUAAUUAUACCUUUUAUUCUACCUAUUGCUUGCAUUUAGUGUUUUCCAUAUUUUGAUUCACUACUAUACCAAACCCAAAUCCUCUAUGUUGAUCUUAACUAGUUUAUUCAACACUGAAUUGAUACAUUGUUUCUAUUAAGUAAUUAACCAUAUUGUUUUAUCUGAAGUAUGCUUGUGUAUCCCCUUGUGUACUCAGUCACUUGGAGUAGGAGAGGAUUCUCCCCUACCUCGGCAGCCCUGACACACACAUGAGAAAAGGCUCACACACACCCUUUCUUAUUUUAUUUUACUUAUUUAUUUUAAAUUACAUUUGUCAUUGUGGAUAACCUAAAUUAGAAAUUUGGAUAACGUUCUAUCAUACUUAUUUGAUCAAAUUUUUAAGUAUUGCCGAUUGUUUUUCUAAAUUAUAAGAUUGCUUUUAAUAAAUUGUCUAUUACUUAUCAUAAUCUCGAAGGAAAUAUUUUAUUUGUGUUGUUAUCUUGGCACCCAGACCUCGUCAGGCCCAAGCACCAAAAUAACAUCCACCUAUCCACGCAGAGUCCAUGGGUUGGGUCCGCUCCUCGUUUGAUGAGUCACUUUACCCUGGCGCCAUUGAACCCAUUGACUCCUGUGGAGUGUGGUGUGCAGACAAUUUUUAACGCUAAUUGCUCAUGUUUGAGUCUAAAUAAUUAUUCCUAAAUCCUGUGAUUACCAUGUAACUUACUCAGGGACAACACUCAGCUAGGAGGAGAUGGGGAUCGAACUAGCAACCAUUCGGUUACAAGACACCCUCUACUUCCUGAGCUAAACCGACCCCCAGCCUCCUCUCCGCUGAUUUAUUACCUCCGGGUCGGUCCGCAUCCGCCCUUUUUGCUGUCAAUAUAUUCCUCUCCCUUCUCCAAACGCCUUCUCCCUCUGAUCCAACCU
Messenger RNA from Gadus chalcogrammus (walleye pollock), 7874 nucleotides. RefSeq lists its product as uncharacterized. The coding region runs from base 2003 to 3532 and encodes 509 amino acids. Gene Ontology annotation, molecular function: nucleic acid binding. NCBI's taxonomy places the organism in Eukaryota, Metazoa, Chordata, Actinopteri, Gadiformes, Gadidae. Gene Ontology annotation, biological process: DNA integration. The record is from RefSeq and is a predicted model, not a curated record. The transcript has 5 exons.